CCGCCCCUCGCAGAUCACUCCGGAAAUUGCCGAAGCUGUUGUUCUAAGACCAAAGAUGGCAGACCUUAUCGUUAAGUUAGCAGCGGAUGGCAUCCAGAAAAAGAUUCUUCAUGCAGGCAAACAACCGCUGCCGGCGUUUAUCGAAGGAACCAAGGUUAUUUUUCACUAUAAGACCACAUUGCCCAGUGAAGAUGCCACUGUUAUUGAUGACAGCAGAAAAAGGACCAAGCCCAUGGAGCUUAUCAUUGGCAAGAAGUUCAAGCUGCCUGUGUGGGAGACGAUCCUAGCAACCAUGUGUGAGGGAGAAACUGCAGAAUUCCUUUGCGACACUAAGCACACUGUCCUCUACCCAAUGGUGUCCAAGAGUCUCCGAAAUAUCGCUGCUGGUAAAGACCCACUAGAAGGGCUUCGUCACUGCUGUGGCAUGGCACAGAUGCAUGACCAUCAUUUACUUGGACAUCCGGACCUUGAUGAUUUGCACAACAGCCCCCGGCCUCUCAUCUUUACUAUUGAAGUGCUUCAGAUCCAAGUGCCUGGCUCCUACAGGCAGGAAGCUUGGGCAAUGACUGAUGAGGAGAAGCUGGCAGCAGUCCCCGAAAUUCACGAGGAGGGCAACAGACUGUUCAAGGAGGGUGAUAUUAAAGGAGCUGCUGAAAAGUAUCACGAUGCCAUUGCCUGCCUUAAGAACCUGCAGUUGAAGGAGAAGCCUGGUCACGAGAAUUGGAUUAAAUUGGACCUGAUGAUCACACCUCUACUAUUAAACUUUUGCCAAUGUAAACUUAUCCAGGGGGAAUACUAUGUGGUGUUGGAUCACUGCUCCUCUAUACUCUACAAAUAUGAAGACAAUGUGAAGGCGUAUUUCAAGCGUGGAAAAGCCCAUGCGGCAGUCUGGAAUAUCAAGGAGGCCAAUGUCGACUUUGCCAAGGUGUUGGAGCUCGACCCUUCCCUUGGUCCUGCUGUGAAAAAGGAGCUGCGAGAGAUGGAGAAGAGAGUGCGGGAGAAGGAGAUUGAGGAUAAAAAACGAUUUAAAGGCCUCUUCCAGUGAACAGGGAUGGCCUUGCAGACACCAUGUGGGCAGGGGAAGUCGUCACAUGUAUACUGGCUGAUCGCCCAGCUGGCCGGUCUGUGAUUACCUUUUUUUUUUUUCCCCAUGUCCUUGUGAAUGUGUUGGGCUCUCAGCAGCGUUAUCUCUGUCUUGUGCGUUUGUUUUGUAUUUAUGGCCGUACAAUCACUUCUUCACUGCUUUUAUUCUUGUGCUUACUUCAACUCUGUAUAUAUUCCUUUAUAUAUUAUAUAUAUAUAUAUAAAUAUAUCAUGCACAGUGUGCAUCCCAGUCCCUUGUUUUCACAUCCUUAUUAUUAUAGUCUGAUCCAUAUUUGGAUAGUGACACACUUACGUCAGAUGCCAAUUUUAUCACGUAACUGAA
Molecule: messenger RNA, 1426 nt
Organism: Erpetoichthys calabaricus (reedfish)
Lineage: Eukaryota; Metazoa; Chordata; Cladistia; Polypteriformes; Polypteridae
Gene: aip
Product: aryl hydrocarbon receptor interacting protein
Exons: 6
Coding region: 56-1045 (329 amino acids)
Molecular function (GO): protein binding; peptidyl-prolyl cis-trans isomerase activity
Source: RefSeq, a predicted model, not a curated record